GGAGGGAUUUGGGGGGAUAGAGGGGCAGAGAGAGAUUUAAGAAUUGAUAGGUGGUCGAGUUUUGUUUGGACGAGUGGAUAACCCUAAGCAGAGUGGAGGAGUCUCAUUCCCCUUCUCAUAUGGGAUUAUUGCCAGCAAUGGACAGAGGGAGCAAAGUGGCCCAGCGGAUGGCGUUUCGUGCACGGAGCAUCGCAAAGAGACGCUCACGUCUUUAAUUAUCACUUCAGGCAACCUUUAAAAAACAGUUUGACAGCGACGAGAGAGUUAUCCAAGUGUUAAAGAGACACCACAGUGGUCAUAUCCAAAAAAGAGGCGCAACCAUGACGACAGAAAGCUCCCACCAACAUUUGGAUCCAUCUAAUCCCUCACGGUGCAACCAAGCGGCCGGUGCUCUGAAUGCAACUCUGCUGAGCGCACAGCCAGUGAUGGAGAGCGCGCACACUGCAUCAGCGAAAGGAAAGAAGGGAAACUCGGGCUUGAGGCGCCCAGAAAAGCCACCGUACUCUUACAUCGCCCUCAUUGUGAUGGCAAUUCAAAGCUCGCCGACUAAAAGACUCACUUUGAGUGAAAUCUAUCAGUUUUUGCAGGCCCGCUUCCCUUUCUUUAGGGGUUCAUACCAAGGAUGGAAGAACUCCGUGAGACACAACCUGUCUCUGAAUGAGUGCUUCAUAAAGCUGCCCAAAGGACUCGGUCGGCCUGGCAAAGGACACUACUGGACCAUAGACCCGGGGAGUGAGUUCAUGUUCGAGGAGGGCUCCUUUCGCCGUAGACCUCGGGGAUUCCGCAGGAAAUGUCAAGCCCUGAAGCCCAUGUACAGGAUGAUGAAUGGUAUCGGGUUCGGUGCGUCCAUGCUGCCACAAAACUUUGAUUUCCAGUCGCCUCCAGGCUCAUUAACGUGCCAUGGCAGUUACAACAUAGACUUGAUGGGUAAUCCAGUGCCAGGUGGUUUUGAGGGACUCGCAGGGGGUCACCACGUCCCCCACAUGUCAUCGAGCUCCGGGUCAUCGUACAUGGCUGCGUGUCAGGCGGCCUCGAACGCGGACUAUUGCCCGGACAGCAACAGCAGCCCGCUGCAGUCCUCUGCAGCGAUGGUGGGACCUCUGGACUGUCAGUCGCCUUACGCAAAUGCAGCCUCACACUGGAGUUCACCUGGCGUGGCUUCAUACAUGAAACAGCAGUCACUGGCAUCAAGCAGCCCCACGUCCUCCGCACUGCACACGGGGAUGUCGUCGUAUUCUCUGGACCAGGGUUAUCUGCACCAUAACGCACGAGAUUCUUCUGAUAUUUCAGUGGGUCUGUCUCGAUAUUCCAGCCACUCAGCUCCUGUGUGUGACAGGAAGGACUUCGUCCUGAACCUGAACGGAAUCUCUUCCCUCCAUCCCAGCAGCGGAGGAUCUUAUUACCAUCAGCUCCAUCACCAUCACCAGAGUGUGUGUCAGGACGUGAAGCCCUGUGUCAUGUGACAGCAAAGAUAAAAAAAAACAACAACUGUCCACUGAUGAAUCAAACACUUCUUUUAUUACAGUAUCUUUAUUUUCUAAAGACUCAGACUUCAUUUGAGUUCAUUUUGACCUUUAAACCGUUUAAUGGCGAGUGUGAUAAUAUGAGGGCUUGUUGUGACACUUUCUCAGAACAUGAAGCAUAAGCAGUAUUUACAUUUCUUUAAUUGAAAACUAGAACACUUUUUUGUUGUUUACCUUUAUGUUUAUUUGCGCACUUAACUUUCUUUUCUUGAUGUUACCCGAAAGAUGUUCUACGUCAUUAAAGAGAUUUAUUUUCA
Molecule: messenger RNA, 1780 nt
Organism: Solea senegalensis (Senegalese sole)
Lineage: Eukaryota; Metazoa; Chordata; Actinopteri; Pleuronectiformes; Soleidae
Gene: foxf2a
Product: forkhead box F2a
Exons: 2
Coding region: 321-1463 (380 amino acids)
Biological process (GO): regulation of transcription by RNA polymerase II; animal organ morphogenesis
Cellular component (GO): nucleus
Molecular function (GO): DNA-binding transcription factor activity, RNA polymerase II-specific; RNA polymerase II cis-regulatory region sequence-specific DNA binding
Source: RefSeq, a predicted model, not a curated record